ACUCUGAGUAUGCGCCAUACACAACAGCCGCAGAACCGAGCAGUAUCGACAAACGUUCACAUUACAUUUAGACGUAACAACUAUAGUGUCACUUCUCUUCUUAUAUUUUAGUAACUUGACCAUUUAAAAUUUCAAUUUAUUAGUUUUAGUCGUUUAAGUGUUAAGUGAAUUCGAUUAUAUGUUUAUAAUGUAUAGUGCCGCAUCUUUAUACGCAUUCUGAAGCAAUUACGUAAUGGGAAUUAUGCUAGAGAAGUUUAUAGUAUUGCCCUGAAAUUCAACAUGGCCGCUGACACAGGAAUGGAUACUUGCCCCAGUCCGGAAAUUACGGACUCCAGAAAACGACCCCUCGAUGGAGAUUCGGAAAAUGGGGACGUCAAGAGAUCGCACUUCAGCUCCGUUCAAGACUUGGUGACGGCCUUGCCACUGGCUAACGGCCAUGGCAAUUUAACGUCUCAUUUCGCCGUGGAGCCGACGUACCACUUCAAGGUGUUGGUGCCGUCGAUGGUAGCCGGCGCCAUCAUCGGUAAAGGUGGCGAGACCAUCGCGCAACUGCAGAAGGAGACGGGAGCGAGGGUCAAGAUGUCCAAAUCUCACGAUUUUUAUCCAGGUACAACGGAACGAGCAUGCUUGAUCACGGGAUCAGUUGACGGUAUCAUGGUGGUCCUGGACUUCAUCAUGGAGAAGAUAAAGGAGAAACCGGAACUCGUGAAGCCGUUCCCCGAGGGGGUGGACGCAAAGAUGCCCCAGGAUAGAGACAAACAGGUGAAGAUCCUGGUGCCGAAUUCGACGGCGGGUAUGAUAAUCGGCAAGGGCGGCAAUUAUAUCAAGCAGAUUAAGGAGCAAAGUGGCAGCUACGUGCAGAUAUCGCAGAAGGCGAAGGAACUCUCGCUUCAGGAGAGAUGCAUCACUGUAGUCGGUGAAAAAGAGAACAAUAAGAAGGCCUGCCUGAUGAUACUACAGAAAGUGGUGGACGAUCCCCAAUCGGGAUCGUGUCCGAACGUAUCUUACGCGGAUGUGGCGGGUCCAGUGGCCAACUACAACCCGACCGGCUCGCCCUACGCCGUGCCCACGACCGAGGUGACCGAGAGUCACGCACUAGUGGGAGGCGGGUCAGUGGCUGGAGUGGGAGGUGUCGGUGGAGUGGGGGGAGUGGGUGGAGUGGGGUCUGUCCUGCUCAACGGGUCCGGUCUGGGAGCCCUGUCUUUGUCGCUGUCGCUGGCGCCGCCCGGGACUCCGCCCCCUUCGCCUCUCACCCAGCAUACGCUCGACCACAUCAAGGUGGCGCUCCGCCAGGCCGGCUACUCGGAGGCCGGCAUCUCGGAGAUCGGCGCGGCGCUGGCGCUGCUGGUGAAGCACGGCGUGCUGGGGCUGGCGCUGCCCGCCGCGCUGCCGGCGCCGCUGUCCGCCGCCUACUUCCCGCUGCAGCAGGACUCGCCCGCCGUCUUCGGCCCGCUGGCGCAGGUGCAGCUCGGCGGCGCGCGCGGCGGCUCGCUCGAGCGUUUCGCGGAGGUUGCAUUCGAGGCGCUUCGCCCCCCAGCCGUGGCGCCCAUCAGCCUGCCGGGCGGCGUGGGCUUCCCGUCCGCCGGCCUGCUGCCGCUCUCCAAGAGCCCCACGCCGGCGGACGCGGGCGCCAAGGACUCCAAGAACGUGGAGAUCGCCGAGGUCAUCGUCGGGGCCAUCCUCGGCCCCGGCGGCCGCAGCCUGGUGGAGAUCCAGCAGAUGUCGGGCGCGAACAUCCAGAUCUCCAAGAAGGGCACGUUCGCGCCCGGCACCCGCAACCGCAUCGUCACCAUCUCGGGCACGCAGACCGCCAUCAGCAACGCGCAGUACCUCAUCGAGCAGAAGAUCCAGGAGGAGGAGCUCAAGCGCACGCGCCACAACGCCAUCUCCGGCCUCAUGCAGUAGCGCCGCUUCUAGUCAGGCUCAGCCUCGCCCGAGCGCAGUCAGUCGGCCGACACGUAGUCACGGAUAUGAUUUUAUUGCAUGUAGUUCUAGUUUUCAAGUUUCAUUCGCCGCGUCGACGCGAGUACGAUUGUGAUAAUAUCCUAUCACGGAAAUUCCUAUUCCAGACACGUUUUUAUUUUUAUAUACAUAUAUAUAUGUAUCGUUCGCCGAUUACGUUUUUUUUUUUUUUUUUAUUGUAAUUAUUAUUUACGAAGUUGAUUUCAUUGUAAAUGUUACCAUUGAUAAGUUAUUUUAGUGUACUUGACGUGUUAGGGUAAAUUUGAAUUUAUAUUGAACGUUUCGCCGCGCAGUUAUACGAGCCGCGCAGCAGGGCGGCGCCCGGAGUGCAAUAGUUACAGUGUUCUGUCGCCUUGUUUACAGUCGACGGUGACUAAUUGUUUUCAUUCCUGUUCUCGCGUGUUUAAAGAUCUUUAUUUUUUAUACGUUUACGAUAUAUUUGUUUUCUUCGCGUAGGAUCGUUUCGUAGUCGUUCGUUUCUUCGUCGGUCUAAAUUUUUCGUCUUAAUGUAUAAGUACAAUUUUAAAAUAAACGAUGCAUGUCCAUAAUAGUAGAGGAGUUAUAUAUUUUAAAGGUUUUAAUGCAGAUUUCUAUAUAUUAUUCGAGAGGACAAUAUUAAAUAUUCUUAUUUACAGUUACGAUCUAAUUAAAAGUAUAGUUUAUUCCCGAGCGCCGCGGUCCCGGCCGGCGCUCCGUCUCGUAGGAUAAUGAACAUAAUAAUGUAAGCUGUGAUCGUUACGUUUCGACAUUGUCAAGGUACUUCGUCUCGGUUACGACGUAGCGUAGUUCCGAGCUCACGGAACAUCCUCCGGGUGGUAGUUUUAGUUGUUCGCUUACCUCAGAAGUGCCAUCGACGUAAGUAGAGGGUAGAACCGCACCGCGGUCCCACGUUGGGCGCCAGUUUCGAACUUUAUGCUAGUUGAUUUUACCGCGUCGCCGGCUUCGGUUCCGAUCGUGGCUGAGUCGGAAACGCUCUCGGGUGACGGCCGAGCUAAUUAGAUCCAGUUAUAAUAUUAAAAUGUUUCCCCGGAACCGAGCCCGGCGACGCGCCACGGCGCCGAUCGCCUUUCAAAAGGAUUGAAGUACAAAUGAUUAUUAAACCAUAAUAAAUAUAUACGAAUCGGCUUAAAACUAUCGUAUAGUUCGUAAGUGAAGGAAUUGAGAGAUGAUUCUCAGUUCGGAAGUCGCAGCGACGUCGGCGACGCCGUGACCUCGAGCGGACGUGAGUUAAUAUUAUAUUAAAUAAAUUUAAUAUUAUUGUUGUAAUGUUACAACUGUCCAACGACAUCUGAUAACAAGUUGUGGUUGUUAUGAUCUUAUAUUAUACGUGUGUUAUGUAGGUAACAUUACAUCGUAGUUUCAUUGAAGUAGCUAGCGUAGUGUAUAUUCAAUCUUUAAAAAUGUAUUAUAGAUACGCUGUUCGAACUCUCUGGUGUUUUUCGACUUUCUCAUCUUACUAUAUAUUCGGGGGUAGGUGCAUAUUUUGUCUCGUGUCAAUUAUAAGGUUCUUCGCGUUCGCGACCCCGGGCGAGUCGGUCGGAGUCGGUCGUUCGCAGUCGGGACUCCGACUGGGGUUACACGGGGGUCGCGAACGGGUGGACCGGCGGGUGAACGGCGAAAGCCACCCGACGCGUAUUGCCUGUCAAGUCGAUUUUACAAGCUCAAUUUUAUUGAAAAAAAAAAGUUCUCGAUUAGCCAGUACGUGUAAGUGAAUACGUCAAUUAUUCGAAAUCGAUGUGUCCGAGCGGCAAUCGAUCGGGUCGCCAGUAGUCGUGGCCUGAGCCGGGUCUCCGCACCUGUAUCUCUUCGGGUCUCAUCCUCCUUCGUCGUUUGAUUUGUUCUUUACAAUGUUUCCGACUAACCGAAUAACAUUCCAUCUGUUGUCUCUCUUCUCUUCCGUAAAUUAGUAUAAAUCUUAUCGAAAGCUUUACACAGAUGUUAGAUUGUUGAAUUAUUAUAGAUAUCUAGUCGUGUUAUCGCAUGCCCCGGUCCCGAUCGUCGAUCGCAAUGUAAAGAACAUCUCGAAGGUUAAGAGUUAUCGAUUCGAUUAUAGUUAGUUAAAUUAAUCAUUAUUAAAGAAUUAAAAACGAUACAUCGGGUACGUAUAGAUAAUUUUUAAUUAAAAUACUGCAAAAAAAAUGUUGACGUUGUUAUACUGAAGUUGUUACAAUAUUUGAGAGUAUAUUAUCGUGAGUGACAGACUACUGAUUCUUAGUACGGUAACAUUGUCAGAAGUUAAAAAAAAAUGUUUGCGUGGAGAGAUAAUAAAUAGUAAAAGUCGUCCCGCACUCGCGCCGCGGGUGGGGGGGAGGGGGGAGAUAUAGCGGGUAGUCCCCGCCCGCGGCCAGGACUCGAUGUCGUAGGCUAAGGUAGGUUAGUAGCGCGGUGUAGGAACUUGGCUGUGCGAGUCGAACUCAACAUAGCGGCCGCCGCGCGCCUCCGCGCCUCGUAAUCUGUAUAUAAUUGCAUAGCAUUCGUUUCAUUUACGUUUCAUUUACGUUCCUCCUUGCUCAUUGUCAUCAAUUUAUUAAAGACUGAGGAAUCAAAUCGCGCAUAUUGACAUCGUCACGGACGCGCCCGCGUCGGUAGGGAAUAUUGUAAUAUAGCGUCACGCGCGGCGGCCGGGCCUCAUCCUUUACACAUGUUGAGAUUGAUAUGUUAAACUAAUUCUAUUGAAUUGUACCUUGUUGCGUAUUAUAAGUGUGUAUAGACAGCGCCGACUCGGUACGUUGUAUAUGAUAUGUUGAUACAUUUGUUGCUGUACAGAUUCAAUGAUGGAAUUAUAAUAUUUUAUUAUUAUUAUUAUUAUUAAUUAUUGUUUUGUUAACUUGGUUUAUCGUAAACGGGUCUGCAAAUGUUAUGACGAGAGAUAAAAUUUCAUUAUGUUUUUAAAAUGCAAUGUUUUUUAUUUUAUUUAAAAUUCGCUAUAUUUUAGUCAGAGUUUAAUAAUUGUUUAGUUGUAUUGUGGAAGUGAUUUUCUAAUUAUUGUUAUUUUGCAAUAUCGUAAAUGAUAAGAGGUCAAUAUGAAGGUUACAAUGUCUUAGUGUUAAAAGCUCGAAAACCAAUAAAAGGGUACCUUGAACAUUGUCUAUAACUAUUAUAUUAACAUUAAAUAAAUGCAAAAUGAUU
Molecule: messenger RNA, 5091 nt
Organism: Melitaea cinxia (Glanville fritillary)
Lineage: Eukaryota; Metazoa; Arthropoda; Insecta; Lepidoptera; Nymphalidae
Gene: pasilla
Product: RNA-binding protein Pasilla
Exons: 10
Coding region: 280-1905 (541 amino acids)
Biological process (GO): mRNA splicing, via spliceosome; regulation of alternative mRNA splicing, via spliceosome
Cellular component (GO): cytoplasm; nucleus
Molecular function (GO): mRNA binding
Source: RefSeq, a predicted model, not a curated record